Messenger RNA from Hydra vulgaris (swiftwater hydra), 1717 nucleotides. RefSeq lists its product as uncharacterized. The record is from RefSeq and is a predicted model, not a curated record. NCBI's taxonomy places the organism in Eukaryota, Metazoa, Cnidaria, Hydrozoa, Anthoathecata, Hydridae. Gene Ontology annotation, molecular function: 3'-5'-RNA exonuclease activity.
AUGAAUAAGUUUUUAUUUUGUUUAAAAAUGAAAUUGUCAGAUCUUUGCAAAGACGCUUCUCCAAUGCUCAAUCAAACAUCUGUAUUUGAUCCAAGAGAGGUCAAAAUACAUAAAGAUAAACUUUAUGAAAAACUUUUUGAGGAGACUGGAAAUAUAGAAUUUGAUGUCUUGGUGCAGCAGUCAUUAGAAAUAAUUUCCCAUGCGUUUUUAAUAAUUCUAGAAAGACAAGCAAUUGAUCAGCUCCCAGGAGGUAAAUAUUGGAACUCAGAUGAUAGAAUUCAAAAGGCUGCUGAAAAUGUACCAACAACUAACAAAGCUUCAGAAAGUGAUUUUGCGAUUCUGGAUCUACUUAUUCGGGCAAAGCCCAAUGCUAAAAUACAAACAAUUCAAGCAUAUACAAUGUGGUACAGAAACAAAACCUUAGAUUGGUUGGAUGCGAAAUCAGAAGAAGAGCGUUACAUUUUAAUUGGAAAAGCUUCUAAUAGUGUUGAAAAAAUGAAAUUAAAGUAUAAAGAGCAUCAAGUAGAGUUAAUAUCAAAGAAAUCUUCUAUUCUGAUUGUAAAACAGCAACUCAAAGCAGAUACAGAAAAGAAGGCAUUGCUGAAAAAAGCAAAUAUUGUAAAUGAGCUUAUUCAAUUGAAAUCACAAGUUUGGCUAACAGUAGAUGAAGCAAAAGAUAAAUCCUCAAAAAUUGAAAAUGAUACUUUAAGGAAGCAAGUUAUUAGAGUUCAAUUAGAUUUUUAUCGUUAUGUAAUGGGGGCAAAAUGUUUGUUAAAGCUGUUUUAUAAAACUAAAGUUUCUGGAAAUAAACGUGUUGAUUUAAGUUCAGGUGAGUUAAUGGAGAACCUGUUGACUGUCAUUGGUAAUUGCAAUUUGCCUCCACCAGAAAAAACAACCAAUACAUUAAAAGAAAAAAACCAACGCAAUGACUUGAUUAAGAAACAAAAAGAAAAGUUGUUUACAACGUUAAAAGAUUCUAGAAUGUCACAUUUUGCAAAACAAAAAAAAGUCCUGUUUCUGCCGACUUUAUUAGAUGAUCCAUUUAGUUUAGUUGGGCGAGUUAUUCUUCAUAAAAUAAAAGAAGUUGAUGAAGAAGAGUAUUUUUGGUGCAAAGCAGAUGUUCUUAAAAUAGGUAAAGUUGGAAAAAAAAUCAAGCAAACAUUAUAUGAUGUUAUUUACGAAUCAGAACCUGGAAUCAUUUAUACAUUUCCACUGUUAUCUGACUUUGAUAAAGGAGAUAUGAUCUUGUUAUAAAAGAAACAUUUAAACACAAUGAAGUGCUUGUAAGAUUGUGGUGCAAUGCAAACAAGAAGAAAUGGUGGAUGCUGAUUUUAAAUACAUUUUUGUAUUUUUCUUAAUUUUGAUUUGUGUAUUUUUUGAUUAUUGUGUUUUUUCCAGCAGUGAUUAUCCUUUAAGUAAAGAUUUUAUUGCCUUUGACCCAAUUGCCCCAAAUGGGGCAAACUAGCAUUGGGAUUACAUAUUUGUUGGGUUUUUAUAAAUGUAUAUGAAUUUGUUUACUCUUACAAUAUAAAAAAGUUUUUUCAUUCUUUAACUAAAGUUUUUUUUUUUUUUGGUUUUUACAGAAAUUUCAUUGCCUUUGACCCAAUUGUCCCAAAUGGGGCAAACGAGCAGUGGGGUUCUUACAUAUAUUUUGGGUUUUUAUAAAUGUGUAUGAACUUGUUUACUCUGACAAUAUGAAAAAGCACUUUUUCUUUAA